UUCCCAUUGCGUUCGGUUCAAAAUGCAUAGGUACAAAUUAAUUUUCUGUAGCUCUCGUAGCACGUAGCGAAUAAAUCAAAGAUGGUGAUUUUGAAUUAUAGCCGCAGAAGUAUUACGUUUUUAAAACCGUUAACCAAUUAUUUGCGCUUUUUUGGUAUUUUACCGGAUUACGAUUUCGAAACGAAAACGCUUACGAAUUCCCUGAUAUACCCCAUAUCCUCUUGUGUGACAUUCGUCGCGAUCGUGUUUCUAGUGACAGUAGACUUGAGCGCCAUACUGGCAAACGUGGCCGCAUUCGGAAUAGAAAUAUUCCAAGUGUGCGAAAUAUUAACCCAUUUCUUCGGAGUCGCUUGUCUCUUCUGGUGUAGAUACGAUUGCCACGUGAAAAGAAAAGUAUGGGAACACUUUCUAAGGAGCAUGGCCAAAAUAGAAAGCAAAGAAUAUCUAAAUGCUGACGACACUGAGCAAAACUUCUGCCUGAAUCCGUUUGUCCAGUUCGUGUCUUUGAAUGUGCUGCUUUUAGGCGGAUAUGUGGCCCGCUUUGCCGUAGACGACUACUACAAUGACAUCGGUUUCUUGGGGUACCUCCCCUUGAUGAUAUUCUCCUUCGAGAACAUGCUGGUAUCUUUCGUAAUAAGCAGCCUGGCUAUAUCUUUUAAAAAUAAACUGGAACGUAUUAACGAAUUGUUGCAAAACUGCGUGGGGCGGGAAAGCUUGGAAGUGGAUGAAGUGCGCAAAGCGAAGAGCUUAUAUCUUGCCGUGAACAAAUUGGUGGACGAAUAUAACAAUUUGUUCGGAAAACAGUUGUUAUUUAUGCCGUUGCUUUGUCUAUGCAAAGUUCUCACCGUUACUCUCGUUGUGUGUUUUCGCGGGCGGUUGAUUCGAUUCGCCUCCAAUAUAUUGCACAUUCUCUUCGCCAUUUUUAUGAUGAUGAUGCAGUCUGUUCUGAUGUACUGUUGCGACACGGCAUCUAGGGAAUCGCAAAACAUCCUAGCCACCUGCCACGCCAUCCAAGAUCAAUUUUUAAUAUAUUCCAUUCAGCACGAGGUGUUAGAAGAUCUUGCGGUUAAAGUUCUAACGAGGCCGGUCAAAUUUAGCGCCAUGAAUUAUUUUGAAAUUAACAGAUCGACCAUGUUCGCUUUAAUAUCAAAUACCGUUAUGUAUUUUAUAGCGUUCGUACAAUUUUCUAAUACAUAAAUAAAUCAUGUUAUAAAAGUA
This is a messenger RNA of Cylas formicarius (sweet potato weevil), 1218 nucleotides long. RefSeq lists its product as uncharacterized. The transcript is spliced from 2 exons. The coding region runs from base 82 to 1197 and encodes 371 amino acids. Gene Ontology annotation, cellular component: dendrite; axon; neuronal cell body. The record is from RefSeq and is a predicted model, not a curated record. Lineage: Eukaryota; Metazoa; Arthropoda; Insecta; Coleoptera; Brentidae. Gene Ontology annotation, biological process: sensory perception of taste.